This is a messenger RNA of Vitis riparia (riverbank grape), 2767 nucleotides long. RefSeq names its product receptor protein kinase-like protein ZAR1. The coding region runs from base 294 to 2423 and encodes 709 amino acids. Gene Ontology annotation, molecular function: protein binding; protein kinase activity; ATP binding. Gene Ontology annotation, biological process: protein phosphorylation. Lineage: Eukaryota; Viridiplantae; Streptophyta; Magnoliopsida; Vitales; Vitaceae. The transcript is spliced from 2 exons. The record is from RefSeq and is a predicted model, not a curated record.
AGAUGGAGAGGAAAUGAGGGAGGAGGGCAUUGCGUUUCUUCUACUCCCUUGCUAUCUCUUCCCUUCCGUUAGGAAGUCUUCUCUUUUGGCGGGAGGCCCCACCACUCAAAACCACACUCUCCUCCCUCUCACGUCUCUCUCUCUCUCUCUUUCCUAUUAAAUCCCCAACCACCCAAUUCCUCUUCUCUUCAACCUUUGCCCCCCUAGUCUGCACUCUGCACUCUCCACUCUCUACUCUGUAAUCUCUUUUUCUUUCUCUCCAUCCAAAACGACGUCGUUUCAUCAUCAACACCAUGCAGCUCUUCUCCCUCUCCUUCUUCCUCUUCUUCUUCCUUCUCAAUCCUACUCCCUCUCUCUCACUUUCUUCUGAUGGCCUCUCCUUACUCUCCCUCAAGUCCGCCAUUGACGACGCCGCCUCCGCCUUCUCCGACUGGAACGAGGAUGACCCCAACCCCUGCCGCUGGACCGGCAUUUCCUGCAUGAAUGUCUCCGGCUUCUCCGACCCCCGCGUCGUCGGAAUUGCGAUCUCCGGUAGGAAUCUCCGUGGGUAUAUUCCGUCUGAAUUGGGGAAUCUUUUCUAUCUCCGGCGGCUCAAUCUUCAUGGGAAUAACUUUUACGGGUCAAUUCCCGUUCAGUUGUUUAAUGCUUCGUCUUUGCAUAGUAUUUUUUUGUAUGGGAAUAAUCUCUCCGGUACUCUCCCGCCGGCGAUGUGUCAGCUGCCCAGGUUGCAGAAUGUCGAUUUUUCCAAUAAUUCGCUGUCGGGAUCGAUUCCGGAGGGUUUGAAGAAGUGUAAACAGUUGCAGAGGUUGGUGGUCACCCGGAAUCAAUUUUCCGGUGAAAUUCCGGAGGGGAUUUGGCCGGAGAUGGAGAAUUUGGUUCAGCUCGAUCUGUCGUCGAAUGAGUUCAACGGAUCGAUUCCGGGUGAUAUCGGCGAGCUGAAGUCGCUCUCCGGAACUCUGAACCUCUCUCACAACCAUUUCACAGGAAAGAUUCCAAAAUCGCUCGGGAACCUGCCGGAGACGGUGAGUUUCGACCUCCGGAGCAACAAUCUCUCCGGCGAAAUCCCCCAGACCGGCGCGUUUGCCAACCAAGGCCCCACCGCAUUCCUCAACAACCCCGACCUCUGCGGCUUCCCCCUCCAGAAAUCCUGCCGGAACCCAUCCCGGAGUUCUCCGGAGGGUCAGAGCUCAUCCCCAGAAUCUGGCACCAAUGCAAGAAAAGGCCUGAGCCCAGGUUUGAUCAUCCUAAUAUCCGUCGCUGACGCCGCCGGAGUGGCUUUCAUUGGCUUGAUCAUAGUGUACAUAUACUGGAAAAACAGGGAUUCACAGGGCUGCAGCUGCACCGGCAAAGAAAAACUCGGCAGUACCGGAAGAUCCGCUAUGUGUUCGUGCUUUUCUGCCCACAGUUUUCAGAAUAAUGACUCCGAAAUGGAAUCAGAUAAGGAAAGAGGAGGCAAAGGAGCAGAGGGUGAUCUUGUAGCCAUUGACAAAGGCUUCAGUUUUGAACUGGAUGAGCUUUUAAGGGCAUCAGCCUACGUGUUAGGAAAGAGUGGUUUGGGGAUUGUGUACAAGGUGGUGCUCGGAAAUGGAGUUCCAGUGGCGGUGAGGCGGUUGGGGGAGGGUGGGGAGCAGAGGUACAAGGAAUUUGUGGCUGAGGUUCAGGCUAUUGGGAGAGUGAAGCACCCCAACGUUGUCAAGUUGAGAGCUUACUAUUGGGCUCCUGAUGAGAAGCUCCUCAUUUCGGAUUUCAUCUCCAAUGGCAACUUGGCUAAUGCUCUCCGAGGGAGAAGUGGACAGCCAUCAUCGAGCCUCUCAUGGUCAACCAGGCUGAAAAUUGCCAAGGGAACAGCCCGGGGCUUGGCCUACCUGCAUGAAUGCAGUCCAAGAAAGUUUGUCCAUGGAGACAUAAAACCCUCCAACAUCCUCCUUGACAACGAAUUCCAGCCCUAUAUCUCUGAUUUUGGCCUCAACAGACUAAUUACAAUCACAGGCAACAACCCUGCCUCAUCCGGUGGCUUCAUUGGUGGAGCCCUCCCCUAUCUAAAAUCAGUCCAACCAGAACGACCCAACAAUUACAAAGCCCCAGAGGCUCGGGUUGCCAACAGCCGCCCUACACAAAAAUGGGAUGUCUACUCAUUUGGGGUUGUAUUACUUGAACUGCUGACUGGGAAAUCCCCAGAGCUCUCCUCUCCAACCACAUCAACAUCCACAGAAGUCCCAGAUCUAGUGAAGUGGGUGAGGAAAGGAUUUGAAGAGGAGAAUCCCCUUUCAGAUAUGGUAGACCCCUUGUUGCUCCAAGAAGUGCAAGCCAAGAAGGAGGUGCUAGCAGUGUUUCAUGUGGCCCUUGCCUGCACUGAGGGAGACCCAGAAGUUCGGCCUAGGAUGAAGACUCUCUCAGAAAACCUAGAAAGAAUUGGAUCAUAAGAAAAAACCCAUAUGGUCUUCAAUCAACAUGGUUAUCAAGGAAUAUCAAAUUUCCCUGGUUUUGCAGUGAUGGUGAAUUUUGUAAGCUUUAAGCUUUAUGACAGCAAUGCAGAAUCCUCCUUGGCCUUCACCUUCAAAUCCAACAUCCCCAGAACACAGAAUUUUUCUCCAUGUUUCAGCAAAUUUUGGGAGCAUCAUUGGAUGGAUUACACAUUAAUUGUUUAUUUUCUUUCUUUUCCUUCUGUUGGGCAAGUAGCUAAAUUUGUAAUUUAAAUUUCUGUAUCAAUGCCUCAUGCCCUCAAGUAUGUGCUCCAAAUAAAACUGGUAUAUUUUUUUCUUCUCUU